Pollicipes pollicipes is the source of this 369-nucleotide messenger RNA. Its product is annotated as 28S ribosomal protein S28, mitochondrial-like. Gene Ontology annotation, cellular component: mitochondrial small ribosomal subunit. The record is from RefSeq and is a predicted model, not a curated record. NCBI's taxonomy places the organism in Eukaryota, Metazoa, Arthropoda, Thecostraca, Pollicipedomorpha, Pollicipedidae.
UCGGAGCCAGUUGUCCCAAGUGCACCGUUCUUGACUCUGCUGAGGAACUCGCCGUUCAUAAAGAUGGGUGAUCCGGCCGGCAAGGUCGUAGAAGGCGAGAUUUUCCACGCAGUCGGUGAUGACCUCUACAUCGACUUCGGCGGCAAGUUCCACUGCGUCUGCCCCCGACCUGGCCGCAGAGGAGAGGAGUAUGUGAUCGGCGCGCGCGUGCGGGUCCGUCUGCACGACCUGGAGUUGUCGUCGCUGUUCCUGGGGGCGCGGCGAGACCUGACCCUGCUCGAGGCGGAUGCCACGCUGAUCGGCCUCCUGCACAGCCCGUACAGCGUCAGCGCGCCGCCGCCUAAUGCCGAUAAAUGUCUACACUCUUGA